This is a messenger RNA of Quercus lobata, 720 nucleotides long. RefSeq lists its product as uncharacterized. The transcript has a single exon. Bases 1 to 720 code for a protein of 239 amino acids. The record is from RefSeq and is a predicted model, not a curated record. Lineage: Eukaryota; Viridiplantae; Streptophyta; Magnoliopsida; Fagales; Fagaceae.
AUGGAGAAGGGUAAAGCGAAGGUCGUCCCUCAGGACAAGAGGGACUUCAGGUUGGAACGGUUUAACAACAGUAACAGGCCGAGAAGGGACUAUGUAGAGCAAUCCGGAUCUACUGGGGCUCAGGCAGUCCAGGCCGUGUUCCGAGAACCUCCUCACAAAAUCCUGGAGAAAGUGAAGUAUGAGCCUUUCUUUCAGUGGCCGAACAAGAUGUCUGGCGACCCUUCGAAGCGUAAUCAGAACCUGUAUUGCGCAUACCAUCAGGAGCCCGGUCACACUACUGAUGAUUGCAGGAACCUGAAGAAUUAUUUAGACCGGCUCGUUCGAGAAGGGAAGCUGAAACAUCUGCUGCAUCGCUCUGAAGGAUGGCAAGAACCAUCAAACAAUGAAACCAGACAAAGUGCGUUGAGGCCACCCAUUGGCACAAUUAACGUCAUUCUCGCCGCACCUGGAAGGACAGGCCCUGUCCCCUUCAGGGUAAUGUCAGUGAGCAAUCUCCCGACUAAGCCAGAUGACAGGGAACCCAAGAGGGUUAGAGUGAGCGGCACGCCAUUGAUUGGGUUCACGGAGGAAGACAAACAGGGGACUAUCCAACCCCAUGAUGAUGCCUUGGUCGUGACGCUCAGGAUAGGAGGUUAUGACGUCAAAAGGGUAUUAGUUGAUCAGGGCAGCGCGGUAGAGAUAAUGUACCCUGAUUUGUAUAAAGGAAUGAACUUGAAGUAG